AUGUUUUAGGACUCAGUGGUCUUUGAGGAUGUGGCUGUCAACUUCACCCAAGAGGAAUGGGCUUUGCUGGGUCCUUCACAGAAGAAACUCUACAGAGAUGUGAUGCAGGAAACCUUUGUUAAUUUGGCCUCUAUAGGGGAAAAAUGGGAGGAUCAGAACAUUGAAGAUCACCACAAAAACCAGGGGAGAACUUUAAGAAGUCAUAUGGUAGAGAAACUUUCUGAAAAGAAUGAAAGUAGUCAACUUGGAGAAACCUUCAGUCAGACUCCAAAUCUUAAAUUAAACAAGAAAACUCUUACUGGAGUAAAACCAUAUGAAUGCAGUGUGUGUGGAAAGGCCUAUAUGUGUCAUUCAUCUCUUAAUAGGCAUAUGAGGUCUCAUACUGAACAUAGACCAUAUGGGUAUCACAAAUAUGGAGAGAAGUCAUAUGAAUGUAAGGAAUGCGGGAAAAGAUUCAACUUUCGAAGUUCAUUUCGAAUACAUGAAAGAACUCACACUGGAGAGAAACCCUAUAAAUGUAAGCAAUGUGGUAAAGCUUUUAGUUGGCCCAGCUCCUUUCAAAUACAUGAAAGAACACAUACGGGAGAGAAACCCUAUGAAUGUAAGGAAUGUGGGAAAGCCUUCAUUUAUCACACAACUUUUCGAGGACACAUGAGAAUGCACACGGGAGAAAAACCGUAUAAAUGUAAAGAAUGUGGGAAAACCUUCAGUCAUCCCAGUUCAUUUAGAAACCAUGAAAGAACUCACUCGGGAGAGAAACCUUAUGAAUGUAAACAAUGUGGAAAAGCUUUCAGAUAUUACCAAACUUUCCAGAUACAUGAAAGGACUCACACUGGAGAAAAACCCUAUCAAUGUAAGCAAUGUGGUAAAGCUCUUAGUUGUCCCACAUCCUUUAGAAGUCAUGAAAGGAUCCACACUGGAGAAAAACCCUAUAAAUGUAAAAAAUGUGGUAAAGCCUUCAGUUUUCCUAGUUCAUUUAGAAAACAUGAAAGAAUUCAUACAGGAGAGAAACCCUAUGAUUGUAAGGAAUGUGGGAAAGCCUUCAUUUCGCUUCCAAGCUUUCGAAGACAUAUGAUAAUGCACACUGGAAAUGGACCUUAUAAAUGUAAGCAAUGUGGGAAAGCCUUUGAUUGUCCUAGUUCAUUUCAAAUUCAUGAACGCACUCACACUGGAGAAAAGCCCUAUGAAUGUAAACAGUGUGGGAAGGCCUUCAGUUGUUCCAGUUCCUUCCGAAUGCAUGAAAGAACUCACACUGGAGAAAAGCCCCAUGAAUGUAAGCAGUGUGGUAAGGCCUUCAGUUGUUCCAGUUCUGUUCGCAUACAUGAAAGGACUCACACUGGAGAGAAGCCCUAUGAAUGCAAGCAAUGUGGGAAAGCCUUCAGUUGUUCCAGUUCCUUUCGAAUGCAUGAAAGAAUUCACACAGGAGAGAAACCCUAUGAAUGUAAACAGUGUGGUAAAGCCUUCAGUUUUUCCAGUUCGUUUCGAAUGCAUGAGAGAACUCACACUGGAGAAAAACCCUAUGAAUGUAAACAAUGUGGCAAAGCCUUCAGUUGUUCCAGUUCCUUUCGAAUGCAUGAAAGGACUCACACUGGAGAGAAACCUUAUGAAUGUAAACAGUGUGGUAAGGCCUUCAGUUGUUCCAGUUCCAUUCGAAUACAUGAAAGAACUCACACAGGAGAGAAACCUUAUGAGUGUAAACAAUGUGGUAAGGCCUUCAGUUGUUCCAGUUCUGUUCGAAUGCAUGAAAGGACUCACACUGGAGUGAAACCCUAUGAAUGUAAACAAUGUGAUAAAGCCUUCAGUUGUUCCCGUUCCUUUCGAAUCCAUGAAAGAACUCACACAGGAGAGAAACCCUAUGCAUGUCAACAAUGUGGUAAAGCCUUCAAGUGUUCCCGUUCCUUUAGAAUACAUGAAAGAACUCACACAGGACACUAACCUAUGAAUGUAAGCAAUGUGGUAACAUUUUCAGUUGUCCCAUUU
Messenger RNA from Carlito syrichta (Philippine tarsier), 1980 nucleotides. Its product is annotated as zinc finger protein 709. Gene Ontology annotation, molecular function: DNA-binding transcription factor activity; RNA polymerase II cis-regulatory region sequence-specific DNA binding. The transcript is spliced from 3 exons. NCBI's taxonomy places the organism in Eukaryota, Metazoa, Chordata, Mammalia, Primates, Tarsiidae. Gene Ontology annotation, biological process: regulation of transcription by RNA polymerase II. The record is from RefSeq and is a predicted model, not a curated record.